AUGUCGGACAAGAGACAGGCUGUAAGUCGUGGUUUCGAGCCCUUGUCUGACGUUUUCCCACCCCCGUUGCGUGCUCGUCGUCUGUCGUCCAGCCUACCAUCGCGGUCUCGCCCUCUCAGCCAGCCUUUGCCGAGCUCUUUGGCCCGGCGCCGUCGUCGCGCCUGCGCUUGUUGUGCCACCCCUGCCGUGCCGUGAGCGGAUCGCGGGCGCGUGUCUCCCCCCACGCCGUCGCGAUGAGGAUAAACAACCGGCUUUCUCGACGCGUCGAUGCAAGAAGCCCCCGAGACACAAUCAUGUAACGAGAUCAUAUUCAAUUUCCAUCGCAUGGACUGACCUUCAAGUUUCGUCAUAUUUUCUUUAUUAUGUAGCUCGCCAACGCCUACGUCGAGCUCGCCUCGUCGCUCACGCGCGCUGCGAACGCGGCCGAUGCCUACGCCAGAGAACUCGGCGUCGCCGCUACGCCCGCCCAGCUCGAGGCUCUCGUAGCCAACCCUCCCAACCUUCCUUUUUACGGAGCCAAACAUGGCAGCAAGGUAUGUCUCACACUUGUAAUCGACUCGUGUUGCUGCGGGCCGCCCCCUUGGCAGCGCUCUCGAAAUCGAAGCUGACUAUGUUUAUCCCUCUGCCGGUCACGUGCUACCGCCUCAGGCCGCCGCUGCCGCCGCUGGCUCCGACGACGAAGAGGACGGAGAGGGCAAGAGCAAGAAGAAGCUCAAGGUCAAGAAGGUCAAGGACCCCAACGCCCCCAAGCGUCCUGCUUCGGCCUACAUCGAGUUUCAGAACUCCGUUCGUGAACAAUUUCGCACGGCGGCGCCAGAGGCUACCUACCAAGAGAUCUUGAGGAAGAUCUCGGGGAUCUGGCAAGCCAUGUCCGACGCCGAGAAAAAGGUCGGUUGACAAUCGUCUAGUCGUUUUCGGUCGAAGCGAUCGUGUCCGCGGAUGUUGACAUGCUGCGAGGGGACUAUUGUUUUGCGCAGCAAUGGAACGACAUCACCGCCGAGAAGACGCUCGAGUACGAGGAGGCCAAGAAGCACUACAAGCCCGUUGAAGGUGCCGAAGCUGUCGCGGCCCUCCCCGCCGUCAUCACCGUGGGCAAGGACGGCAAGGAAUACACCGGCAAAAAGCGCGGACGUAAGUCCAACGCCGAGAAGGCCGCCGAGGCCGCGCACGGACUCGUCGACACAAACGGCAACAUCGAUGUCGCGACCGGCGGAAUUCUUGCCUCGGGCUCUGGCGACAAGAAGAAGAUGCCCAAGUCGAGCAAGAAGCAGAAGGAUGCUGCUCCCGUAGGUCCCUUUGUCAUCGUCGCCCCCCGAUCCCAAGCGACUGAUGUCCUUCUGCUACUUUGCUCUUUGCCCAACAUUCUUCGUGAUUCUCUGAUCGCCUCCUACAGGCUCCUUCCGAGAGCGAGGAAAGUGAGUCCGACUCGGAUGACUCGUCGGAGGAAGAGGAGGAAGUCGCUCCCCCGCCCAAGAAGUCGCCCGUCUCCAAGAGGGGCAAAGCGCUGCCAGAGGAGAAGCCCAAGUCGAAGAAGGCCAAGCACUGA
Messenger RNA from Microbotryum saponariae, 1546 nucleotides. Lineage: Eukaryota; Fungi; Basidiomycota; Microbotryomycetes; Microbotryales; Microbotryaceae. The record is from the annotation of a GenBank genome assembly.